AUGAUCGAUGCCACGGCGAACGCAGCGUGGCCUGCAGUCUCGACACCGGACGAUGUCAAAUCACUCAUAGAAUGCUUCUUUGCUGCAGUAGAUGAUCCGACCGAUAAAGCGGGAAACACACUAGCCGAUGAAAUAUUCACGCCUGACGGUGUGAUGAUCGCUUCUGCUGGAACAGCUACGGGAUCUGCAGGUAUGUACAACACUUUCAGUAGUUACUUGGGCUGCUACAACUUUCAGACAUAG
Molecule: messenger RNA, 243 nt
Organism: Alternaria arborescens
Lineage: Eukaryota; Fungi; Ascomycota; Dothideomycetes; Pleosporales; Pleosporaceae
Exons: 1
Coding region: 1-243 (80 amino acids)
Source: RefSeq, a predicted model, not a curated record